Messenger RNA from Cotesia glomerata, 2555 nucleotides. It is a transcript of the gene Orc1, whose product is annotated as origin recognition complex subunit 1. Bases 468 to 2354 code for a protein of 628 amino acids. The record is from RefSeq and is a predicted model, not a curated record. The transcript has 4 exons. NCBI's taxonomy places the organism in Eukaryota, Metazoa, Arthropoda, Insecta, Hymenoptera, Braconidae. Gene Ontology annotation, biological process: mitotic DNA replication checkpoint signaling; DNA replication initiation. Gene Ontology annotation, molecular function: ATP binding; ATP hydrolysis activity; DNA replication origin binding. Gene Ontology annotation, cellular component: nuclear origin of replication recognition complex.
AAAAGAUUGAGGUUAUUGUUGGUUGUUAGAUUUACAAAUAUACCUCAAAACAAUUUGUUAAAAAUUUAUAUUAACAUUUAAAUAGAUUUUUAAGUAUUAAAAUAAUGAGUAAUUCAAUGAAAUAGUGAGAAAAAAAUGUCUGAGCGUGAUUGUGCAAGUACCGAGAAGGAAAAUAAAAAUAAAUUAAUAAAGAAAAGUAAAAUUAAUAAAUUAAACAGUUCGUUAGACGAAAGUGUGAUUGAUAAGCUGUUGAAUGAAGAAACUCCUGAAAACGUGAAUAAUAAACGAAAAAAACUUGAUGAUAGUUUUGAUAGUUCUGAUUCUGAGUAUUUGUGCUCACCAGAAAUAAAAAUUGGACCAGCAGUAAGGUACGAGUUGGACUCGAAUAAAAAAAAGGUCGUCAAAGUCCCGAUGAAAAAAAGUUUUUAGUCUAUCAACUGAUUUAUCAUUUAAUAAUAAUAAUAAAAAUGCCACCGAAGAGACAUUCAUCGUACGUAAGCGAUGAUGAUGAUUCGACAAACGCAAACGUUCGAGAAACCAGAAGCCGGAGCAGAAGUUUAGUUACAAAAAGUCCGUCGAAAUCUCAAAAAUUAGAAGAUCCAAAGACUCCAAGAGAAGCAAGCAUAAUAGUUAAAAUUCGCAGGUCGACGGAGCAGAGCCAGUACAAAUGUGAGAUUGCCGAGCGCAGAGCUUCGUUAAGAAACAGUGUGAACACACUGUUAAGGUACCGAGACUCAGUAACUCCUGACAAAAGCACUCCUAAGAAGAAAAUCAGUCCGAAAUAUAAAACCAGGUCUGCUGUUACGUCAGGCGUUGCUGAAAGACUUUCCAGUUUGAAAAUCACCGAGGACAAAGAAAAUGAGUCUGGUGAUUCUGACGACAGUUUGAAGAUGUUUGAUUUGAAAUCAGACAAUAGAAAAUACAAAGCUCGCUCGAUUACAACCAAUGAGAUCCAAAAAGCUCUGGAAGAAGUCGAAACACCGCGGCUUAGAGAAUUAAGGACCUCGGUGAAAGAAGCUCCUGCAACUCCGAUAAGGCUGAAGAGAAUCGCCGAAGAGUCGACGCCUCGGCGUACCUCCAGGACUCUGUUGACUCCAAGGUCGGUCAAGACUCCAAAUACUCAGAAGGGAGUGACUAAAGCUCCAGCGACUCCCAAAGGAACGCCCAGGAGCUUGAAGUUCCUGACACCGUCUAUGAAGACCAGAAGUGCUGGGCCCGCGAAACCUGUUACUGUCUUGGAGAAAGCUCGAGCACAAUUGCAUGUUUCGGCGGUUCCGAAGAGUUUGCCCUGCAGAGAUCAGGAGUUUAAUGAUAUUUUUGAGUUUUUAGAAAAAAAGAUCAGCGAUGGGAGCAGCGGGUGUAUGUACAUCAGUGGUGUUCCAGGUACAGGAAAAACAGCUACAGUAAACGAAGUGAUCCGAUGUCUCAGAAAACUAACUCACAACAACCGCCUUCCACCAUUUGAGUGUGUAGAAAUAAACGGAAUGAAACUUUCAGAGCCUAGACAAGCAUACGUCCAAAUCCAGAAGCAAUUGACCGGCAAAACAGCGCUCUGGGAAGAAGCCCAGAAGGCUCUAGACAAAAGAUUUACCGGAAAAGACUCCAAGAACUCAAAAGAUUGCAUCACGCUGCUGGUGAUUGACGAGCUGGAUGUCCUAUGCAACAAGAGACAGGAUGUGGUCUAUAACCUUCUGAACUGGCCCUCUCAGGCGACGGCGCAGUUGGUCGUGAUCACGAUCGCGAACACCAUGGACCUUCCGGAGCGCGUGCUGAUGAGUCGCGUAACCUCGCGAUUGGGUCUAACGCGGCUGACCUUCCAGCCGUACAACUUCAAGCAGCUCCACGAGAUCGUGAUAACCAGGCUGAACGAAUCUGACGCGUUCAAGAGCGACGCGAUCCAGCUGGUCGCCAGGAAGGUAGCCGCCGUUUCUGGAGACGCUAGACGUGCGUUGGACAUCUGUAGACGCGCGACUGAAAUUGCCGAGCACCAGGAUUCUAAAGUCGUGGGUAUUUCGCACGUGAAUGAAGCGCUCUUCGAGAUGAUUGCCAGUGUUAAAGUACGCGCUAUCAAACAAUGCUCGGAAAUGGAACGUGUUUUUCUCCAGGCUGUUUGCGCCGAAAUCACGCGUACUGGAGUUGAAGAAACAACUUUUAUUAAUGUUUAUAAGCAACUUGAUGCUUUGUGCUCCUUUGAAGGUGUUACCAGUCCUAAUAUAACUCAGGCUCUGGGGAUCUGCAAUCGGCUGAGUGCCUUCAGAUUGAUUAUUUGCGAUGAGCCAAGGUGCGAUAUCCUCCAGAGAAUUUUUCUCAACGUCUCUAGCGAUGACGUUCAUUAUGCGAUUCAAAUUAAUUAAAUUAUAAUUAAUAAUCAUUAAUAAUAAAUUUACUAGAUUUUUUGCAUUAUGUUAAGUAACUGAUUGAUUUAAGAUUAAUUGACUGUAUUUAGAAUUUAUAUUAAGUGGUUAUUACUUUAUGAUAUUUAUUUUUGAUUAAUUAGCAAAUAAUUUUUUCUUAAUACCAUUAAUUGUUGAUAAUAUUGACUGGUUUUGUACGAG